Molecule: messenger RNA, 1370 nt
Organism: Trichobilharzia regenti
Lineage: Eukaryota; Metazoa; Platyhelminthes; Trematoda; Strigeidida; Schistosomatidae
Source: the annotation of a GenBank genome assembly
AAAGAAUAUCAUGUGUGUAAUAUAAAUGUUUACGUUACCCUCUCAUAACGUUUUGGAUUCACUUUCAGACGUUUCUUCAAGUGAUGAAGAGGAAGAAAAAAAUAAUCACAAUGUCAGCAGUUCAGAUGGUGAAAUGGUUAUGCCGUCUCAGCGUUUCGCCCCUGUCAGAUUAACUGAGGUCCUGAGGAAAAGAAAUAAAAUUGCUAAAAUACGAUACGAUAGUAGUAAAAUAUUACCUAAAUAUUGGAAAAGGAGAUAUGAUCUUUUCGAAAGGUUUGAUGAGGGUGUCCAACUUGAUGAAGAGUCAUGGUACAGUGUUACACCUGAAUGUAUUGCCCGUCGGCAAGCCAAGGCAUGCGCGUGCGAUUUUUUGGUGGAUGCUUUUGCAGGGGUUGGAGGAAAUACAAUACACUUUGCUCAGAACUGUGGACUUGUUUUAGCCAUUGAAAAUUGUUUCCCACGUUUAUUAAUGCUACAAAACAAUGCUGGAAUCUACGGUGUUCUACCCAAGAUUAUGCUGGUUUGUGGAGAUGUUGAAACAAUUUUGAACAGUCUGAGAUGCACUCAAUCACCUAUCAAUCCUUCUACAAAUACUAAUGGUAAUAAUCAUGAUACCAUGGGCACUGAAAAUUCAGACGAGAAGUGUAUUGUUAGAACUAGUUUCGAGAUGACUUCAAAUCCCUCCGAGAAUUCCACAUCAAAUCCACAAGAGAAUGGUGAAUCAUCUGUAAAUCCUCCUGAAACAUCCAUUCCUGUAGAAGGUGAUGCUUCUUUCGCAUCAGACAUAAAUACAGCUGAAACUCCACAUGUACUACAACAGUUGGAUAAUGAAGCGUCUUCUUCGAAGUCCGAUUCAGAAUUAAAUCAAAAUAUUGAAAGCAUUACGUCAAAAGAAGGUGAAGAGAAGUCAGCGCCUUCAAUUAUCGAUGUGAUAUUUAUGUCUCCACCAUGGGGUGGUCCUGGUUACACAGGAAAAGUUUUCCCCCCUGGUUCUACCAGUUGGAAUAGAAAAAAACGUAAAAAUUGGUUGGCUGAUUUUGAUGAAAUUGAACCGACUAAAAAUCUUGGCGAUAUCUUACUCCUUAAUAAAGCUUUGAGUGCUGCACGACAUGCAUGCAGCAGAAUUUUAUUAUAUCUUCCGAGAAAUUCUUCUAUUGGUCAAUUAAUUCAAUUGAGUUGGCCAUUACAUCAGGAGGAGGAGGGAUUAUGCAAUGGACGUCUUGGUAAUUGUUCUUCUUGUAAACAAUAUCUUAAUGUACAUAUUGAAAGUUAUUGUUUACGAGGUAGACAAUUAGCACUUGGUUUGUACUUGGGUGAUUUUCCAUUCCUUGAAAAGGAUAUUAUUGUGUACAAUAAAGAUACUUAAAUAA